Messenger RNA from Pocillopora meandrina, 957 nucleotides. The record is from the annotation of a GenBank genome assembly. NCBI's taxonomy places the organism in Eukaryota, Metazoa, Cnidaria, Anthozoa, Scleractinia, Pocilloporidae.
AUGGUGCUGUACAAUUUCUGGAUCAUGGAUUUUUCGGUAAGCGCAUUGAUUUUUUUCAGCGCGAUAUACGGCGAAAAGAUGCGACGAAAUGGACAAUGGACGAGCGCCCCAAAGAACGAACUAAAAGAUAAUCGUGAGAACUCCGCAUCUCUUGAACACGAAGGUAAAGGAGCGGAGUUAAGGCUACCACAGUAUUUGCUUUUUACUUUUACGUAUUUCGCAGCCAUGGGUUUAACUGUUGUCAUUCUCCAGUAUUAUCCGUCUGUUAUGAUCAUUUUACAACAUGUCGCCGUCGUUUGUUUUAUUAUGAUCGCAUUCGCCCAAUGGUUGCCAUUGAAGAUCGGUUAUUUACUUGGCAUUUUAUUCGGUGUGAUUUGGUUAUUAUCGGUGGAGACCCAGUUUCGUUGGAUCAUUAACAAUGUGAUCAUUACCAUGUUUGCCUUUCUGGCCAGCCACGUCCAGUUCAGAAACUUUGCCUUUCUGCAGAUUUUUUUGUGGACUGCUCUCGUAUACGACGUUUGCCUACUUGCACGUAUGAACGAAACUCCCCAGGUCCUAAGCAUUGGAGAAUGUAGCAAUCUUCUCUGUCAGUUAUUCGAAAUAAACAGUGCGUGGGAGCUGCCUUCAGUGUUCACAGUGCGGUUUGGAGAGAAUCAAACGCACGUUUUUCUUGGAACAGGAGACAUAAUUAUUGGUGCCAUUGUCGCAAACUUUGCCAUGUCGUUUUUCAAGUCCCCCAGAUGUCUCCUUGGAGUGGUAGCAAGUUAUUCAACAGCGAUCGGCUUUCUAAGUCAAGUGGACACCAACAAGCCAUACCCGGCACUGAUCUCUAUCGUCCCCGUAUGCUCAGCUUCUUUGGUGUGUUGCGCCAUUUUGUGUAGGAAAACGAAACGGCUGUUUUCCUUGUCGAGCAAAGAAAGCUCCGAAUUUCCCUCGGACGAAGUUUUGUUGAUUUAG